This is a messenger RNA of Pseudovirgaria hyperparasitica, 1181 nucleotides long. RefSeq lists its product as uncharacterized. The coding region runs from base 139 to 840 and encodes 233 amino acids. The transcript is spliced from 5 exons. NCBI's taxonomy places the organism in Eukaryota, Fungi, Ascomycota, Dothideomycetes, Acrospermales, Acrospermaceae. The record is from RefSeq and is a predicted model, not a curated record.
CUCUUACAUAUCCAUGCCGCUGCAGCUAGGCACAGCUGCAUUUGUGUGUUGAUCUGCUGUCCCUGCCAUUGAGGCCUUAAUUACUUGGCCCAAUCAACACCCUGCAACCGUGCUAGUUUCUUGUCGCGAUCUGUCCGUAUGCCUCAUAAAGAACAUUACUUACGAACCAUCGCACCCGGUAGCUGGCUCUGCUUGAUUAAAUCACAGCGGUCAUUACACAGCAAUCAAGGAGACUGGAUGAGUUCUCCUUUCUUUUGCCGGUCUGAUCGGAGGAGACUCAGACCUGGUAAUGAGAGCUCAAAGCCUUGUGCGAGUCGACUGGUCAAAUCUGCCCAAGUUCCGGCAAUGACACAAGUGGAAGAUUUUUGUCUCUGUUUUGAUCCGAAGAAAGAUUUUAUAAGCAGAUGGCUGCUGAUUCGCAAAGUUUGCGAGGACUGCGUCUGGCAAGAUACGAGAGAGCUUUGUGAGCAGAUGCGAGCUUUGAGGGCUGUGUCACUCAAGCCUGUGUUUGACAGUGUAGAGAGAUGCCUCUCCGCUACGAAGGAACGGCUAGACGCAAACUUAGCUCAACAGCUUCUGCAUUUCCUGGAAUCAGCCGCAGAUGUGCUCGACAUGAUGGACGUGGGUCAAAAUAUGAUACGACGGCAAAAGGCGUAUCUCAGCUUGUUGGUUGAUAUUGCAACGGAACGUGAUAUUGAGAUAGCAGGGCAUCUUGGAGAAAUGUUUGAUGAUGCGGAUACUGAGCAUGCGUUUUGUGCAUGGUUAAACCUGCAGAGGGGUGCGAUGUCUAGUUUGAAAGACAACGUGCAGCGUAGAACGAACCUAAAAAUCGUAAUAUAAUCAACAGUAUCUGUGCACUUAGCUCUAGGAAUGGGUAAUUGUGUAUGUGACGCUGAACGUUCUCAGCGGUUGUCAAUCGUGACCAUGACAACGUGAUAUAUUGAUCGAAAUGAUCAAGGGAAAGGUGUGUUUGUCCCAAUGACGUCGGUGAGUGUUUAGGCAAAGCCAGGCUGCCAAUUGGAAGGGUCUGCUGCUGGGAAUUUCGUUGCUAGUCCUCUCCUUGAAGGCCUCAAGGCCCGUGCUAGCAUGAGGGCGACGUGUGUGACCCUGAGAGGCGCAGACCAAAGCUCACAUAUCUUUACCCGUUUCACCACACUCGCUACCUACUUCUUUCAUAGCUG